Molecule: messenger RNA, 1496 nt
Organism: Mauremys reevesii (Reeves's turtle)
Lineage: Eukaryota; Metazoa; Chordata; Testudines; Geoemydidae
Gene: CLRN1
Product: clarin 1
Exons: 3
Coding region: 176-877 (233 amino acids)
Biological process (GO): sensory perception of sound; equilibrioception
Source: RefSeq, a predicted model, not a curated record
GAGAUUACUUAGCAUUAUAGCAGCAUACUAGUACUAUGAGGGGAUGGGCUAUCACUGAGUUGAAACUCCAGUUUUCGGGUUGGAUAGUAUGUCUGCUUUGCUGAUGUGAUGAAGAUAGUUUUGCUCUCUUAUUAAAAGUUUUGUUCCUUCCCUAGAAAGGACUUUGCAAGCAGCCAUGCCAGCCCAACAGAAGAAAGUCAUAUUUUGCAUAGCUGGGGUGUUAAGCUUUGCUUGUGCUCUAGGCAUUGCAGCAGCUGUCGGAACUCAGUUAUGGAUCAAAGGAACAAUACUGUGCAAAACUGGAGCGCUGCUUGUCAAUGCUACAGGACCAGAACUGGAGAAGUUUAUUGGUGAAAUUCAGUAUGGGCUUUUCUAUGGGGAGCGUGUUAGACAAUGUGGGCUAGGAGGGAGACCUUUUCGAUUUUCAUUUUUUCCAGAUUUGCUCAAAAUUAUCCCUGCAAGUAUCCAUGUAAGUGUCAUUCUCUUCUGUACAGUACUGAUAGUCUUUGCUCUGGUGGGAACAGGUUUCUUCAUGUACAAUGCAUUUGGCAAUCCCUAUGAAACUCUGCAUGGUCCAGUAGGGUUAUAUCUUUGGAGCUUCAUUUCAUGUUCUUGCAGUUGUCUCAUCAUGAUACUAUUUUCUUCAGAAGUGAAAAUUCACCACCUCUCUGAGAAAAUUGCAAAUUACAAAGAGGGAAGUUUCAUCUUUAAAACUCAUGAUGAACAAUUUCAGGAUUCAUUCUGGAUCAUCCUGGUUUGCUCUUUGGUGCACUUUCUGAAUGUUUUGCUAAUACGGCUUGCUGGAUUUGAAUUUCCUUUUUCAAAAUCUAAAGAGUCAGAGACAACAACUACUGGAGCAGUUGAUCUCAUGUACUAGCCUGAUGUUGAUUUUUAAUAACAUUUCAAGCAAAAGGGUUAAUCUCAGCCACUUUCAACAAUGACCAAAUAUAUCUGGUUUUACAUGAUUCAUUUGAAAUACAUUAAAAUCAAGAGGAGAUCUAAAAUAAAUGUCAACACAGUAAAUACAAUAAAGGCAUAGUAUUCACGGUCCUCAUUAGGACUAGAUCAAGAGAUCCUUACUUCCAUCACGUAGUACCUUAUGCAGUAGUCCCAUUUGGUUCAAUGGGAUGAGAGAAAGAAGAUAUGACAGUGAUCUGGGCCCUAUGUACUUUAAUAACGGAGGAAGACAUAAACAUAUAGGCAAACAUUUCCACCAGAAGUACAGCAUUUGCCUAUAUCCAGUGGUGUACUGGAAUGACUACUACUAAUGUUUUAUGUAUCAAGACUGGACUAAGAAUUCCACUCCGGCCAACAAAUGAGGAGUGGUGAUUGCACCAUAAAGCUGCAAACACCAAAUGAAAGAAAACAGAAUGUAUUGUUGUAGCUUAAGUAACAAAUUUAGGGCCCAUACCUGCAAAAUAAGAAGAUGAAUUAUCUCUCUCAAGUACAAUGACCAUGAGUAAUGUUCAAAAACAUACUGGGGGGCAGGGGUGGUU